GGUCCUCUAACCUAAAUAUGUCUACCUGGUGCACCCGAGAUAAUUCAUAAUAAUUGUUUAUUUUCACGAUAACGCUUUUUAUCCUUGCACUCACUUGUAACAUUAAUGAUAAUGCUGCAGUUCAGUGCAAUGCUGUAUACUGCGACUGCUAGGAUCGCACCUCGCUCGUCCUGGCGUUUCACCGCUCUCGUGGCCUGCAAUUCCAGUACGGCGGUCACUGGCGAGCAACCCGCCGCACCUGUGAAUGAAGACAACAAUACUAAUUUCUCAAAAAUACAAGCCGUCUUGCAAAAAGAAAAAGAGCAACAACCUAAGGACAGUUUUCAAACAGUUUCUACGACAGAAGAAAGAAACGGUAGGAAGAAACGAUUGAAUGAGAACAACACAGUAUUUUUCAAGCAAUUUCAAGCUGCCAAAUCUAUAAACGACUUGUUAGACUUGGCAGUAUUACCAAACUUGUCUAAAAGCAAUGCUCUAAAACUGAUAUCGAGCAUAACUAAUCAGAUAAACAGUGGAAAAUCACAGACAUUAGACAUUGAGGCUGAUGAACGAUUUAUUCAGCUCAGGAAGAUAGUUAAGAAUAGUGGUGAGACAAGUAAUACAAAAUUAUCUAAUCUGUCUAAAUACUCCCAAUUAUCGACACCUGCAAUGAUUGCUGUAAUAACAUCAUUGAGAGAACAAAGAGACAGAAAUACUCCACUAUUAAAGAUGUUGUCAUACAAUAUUGUUAAAUACAAUAUAGCAUUAAAUUUGAACCAAUGUGCGACUUUGUUAUACAGCAUGGCCAUACUUAAUUUUCCAGAUAAGGUUUUAUUAGAAAAAAUCGCAUCUGACUUACUGGAGUGUGUACCAAGAAGCAAAAAUGCUGCUAUAAACAAAUCCAUAAUAACAUCAUUAGGAUUUCUACGUUACAAAAAUAUGGAUGUACUUGACAUAUUUUCUGACACAUUAUUUAUGAAAUCAAUGGAUUAUAAAUUUCUGGAUUAUUCAUCAAUACUACAAACAUUUGCGGCUCUACAGUAUAAAUCUAAGAAAGCAAAUCUGUUUCUUGAGAAAUUUACAGAACAUGCAAGCCCAUUUCAAACGACUUGGAUUGAAUGGCUGGAUAUUGUUUGGUCCUUAGUAAUUUUAGAUGCAGUGGAACCGCGACAUGUAAAAUUCCUGCUGGACCCUGUAUUUGUGGAGAAAAUAGCCUUUAACGAACUAAAUAUAUCAAAGAUAUUAAAAUUAUUAAACAUCAACGCUGUUGCACAGUUUAUUCUGAAGGAUUACAAAGGACCUUUUUUAAAGGAAGAUUCCGAAUUUAAUAAUGUAUCUAUAACUAGAUCAAAGGAAAAACAAAUGUACAUAAAUGCAUUAUUGGAAACAUUAACAGAAGUAUUACCGUCUUCAUCUUAUUUUAAAAUAAAUUUUGAUACAAACAUGGGUUUUUUAUUAGAUGCUGAAUAUCGCAUAGACAGUGAACACAGGUUAGUGAAAGUGGAAGAUUGGAAUGAACAAUCGAAUAAUGUACGAAGAAUAGGAAUAAUGGUGCACGAUUACCACGAUUAUUGCAUAGGACAGAAUGAUCUCAUAGGAUCGUUAUAUUUAUAUACGCAAUUAUUAAAAGCCAGAGGAUACGAACUCAUAACAAUCUCUUAUGAAAACUUCAGUGUACAGGACAAUGUAAAAAAACGGGCAAACUACUUGAAACAACGUAUGAAUAGUAUAAAAGAAAUGACGUCAGCAAAACAAUCGAUAUAGUCCAAUAUUGGCCUAGUCCAAUA
Messenger RNA from Cyphomyrmex costatus, 1766 nucleotides. Its product is annotated as protein TBRG4. Gene Ontology annotation, biological process: regulation of mitochondrial mRNA stability. The coding region runs from base 106 to 1743 and encodes 545 amino acids. Lineage: Eukaryota; Metazoa; Arthropoda; Insecta; Hymenoptera; Formicidae. The record is from RefSeq and is a predicted model, not a curated record. The transcript is spliced from 10 exons.